CCGUCAUGCCUCCCGGGGCGGCCGGGCCUGUCAUUCCUCCCCCGGGGGUGGGAAGGGAGGCGCUGCCGGGGCCGCCCCAUGCGCGCUCUGCCGCUCCUCUCGCUCUGCCUGGCGGCCGCUGGCGUACCAGCAGCUCUUGCCCCUGUUCUUUGCCUCUGAUUUUGUUGGUGAGGAUAUCACAGUGAUGUCUGCAUUCAACCUGCUGCAUUUGGUGACAAAGAGCCAGCCAGUGGCCCUGCGAGCCUGUGGGCUUCCCUCAGGGUCAUGUAGGGAUAAAAAGAACUGCAAGGUGGUCUUUUCCCAGCAGGACCUGAGGAAGCGGCUGACACCUUUGCAGUACCAUGUCACUCAGGAGAAAGGGACUGAAAGCGCCUUUGAGGGAGAAUACACACAUCAUAAAGCUUACGGGAUAUACAAAUGUGUUGUCUGUGGAACUCCUUUAUUCAAGUCAGAAACGAAGUUUGACUCCAAUUCAGGUUGGCCUUCAUUCUAUGAUGUGAUCAGUCCGGAUGCAAUUACGUUUACCGAUGACUUCUCUUAUGGGAUGCACAGGAUUGAAACAGGCUGCAGUCAGUGUGGUGCUCACCUGGGGCAUAUUUUUGACGAUGGGCCUCGUCCAACUGGCAAAAGAUAUUGCAUAAACUCUGCUUCAUUGUCUUUCGAGCCUGUAGAUAAGAACAAUGCUGGAGAAGGCAGCGGUAGCACCAGUCCUGCUCAAACAGACAAAACCGAGCUGUAGGACAAAGGGCGGUCUGCAGAAAACUCACGGCUUAUGAAGAAUGUUUUUUCUAACUUGCCUGCUAUAUUGUAUCAUAUUUUUAAAUGUAUAAAGGCGUUCUGCACCAGUAGGUUUUUUUUUUUUCUUUGUUGAAAUUGAGGCCUUGCCUGCCAAUGUAUUUUACUAUAUAAUAGGUUCUAAAUAUUUUUGACUGUCUCUACUGGUUUUGUUUUUGGAGAUUGCUUUUGGGAAGCCUUAAAACAAGAGACUUUAGGCCCAUUAGUUAUUAAUUUCUUCUUCUUGCUUUUGUUACUAUAGAUUUGAAUAUUUUUCCCUUUUUGUGUGUGAAGAAAAGGGGUUUGUGGUUAUCUUCAGACAACAGAAAACUCCUGAGUGUAAUAAAAUUCUUGAGUCCCAGCA
Gopherus evgoodei (Goodes thornscrub tortoise) is the source of this 1138-nucleotide messenger RNA. It is a transcript of the gene MSRB3, whose product is annotated as methionine sulfoxide reductase B3. Gene Ontology annotation, cellular component: cytoplasm. Gene Ontology annotation, molecular function: peptide-methionine (R)-S-oxide reductase activity. Gene Ontology annotation, biological process: response to oxidative stress; protein repair. The coding region runs from base 185 to 739 and encodes 184 amino acids. The transcript has 7 exons. The record is from RefSeq and is a predicted model, not a curated record. NCBI's taxonomy places the organism in Eukaryota, Metazoa, Chordata, Testudines, Testudinidae.